GCGUAAAUCUGUAAGAGGUAAGGUACCUGAUACCCUAUAUAUAGAAGUACCUGGACCAGCUCUCCAUAAUUUUUACUCCGGAAACUCCCACUCAAAAUUUGCAUCAAAAUGGCCAAGACUACUAAGAUCAUUCCCGUUAUAAUCAUCUCAUUCUACUUGGUUUUCGCUCAACUUUGGAUAGGCGGCUUUUCCCUUGAGCUCGAAGAUUCAUCAGUUGUCUUCCGCCCGUUUGCAAACACGUCUACUAACAUGAAUUCUUCGGAUGGAUACAGCAAAAUGUUGCCGCCAACGUCCAUCGUCAGAGCUGGAGGAUUUAGGAAAAUGUUACAGAUAUAUUGCAUUCCUUGCCCGCAGUCGGGCUGCCUGGAUUCGGAUUUCUGCCGAGUACAAUGUUGCCCUCGUUGUGCGCAAUGCCCUUAUACCGCCGCUUGUGGGGGUGUUUAUAACUGCGAUGAAUGCUGCGCAGUGAAUUUCCCCGAGUGACAUGACUAGGUCUUUAGAUAAAGAAGGGAAACGGAGGUCCAUUUGUUUAGUUUGGUUAUGUUCAAAGA
Molecule: messenger RNA, 551 nt
Organism: Oldenlandia corymbosa var. corymbosa
Lineage: Eukaryota; Viridiplantae; Streptophyta; Magnoliopsida; Gentianales; Rubiaceae
Source: the annotation of a GenBank genome assembly